AUGUCACAGCCCUCCCCGGCCUGUCACAGACUCGACCACUCCACCUUCAGCGCGUCGCGUCCAGGAAGACCACUCACUCACCACCAAGAAAAGAUGUCCGCACCAGUCGCCGACUUCGACCACAUCUACCGGGGGCUCCAGCCGACCAUCGGAAAGAUGAGGAUCGCAGCCAGUGGACUCGGAUGGAAGCCCUCAGACUCACCCAACAUCGUCACCGUGGCCAAGGACGACAUCAAAUGGGUCCAAUGGAUCAAGGUUGCACGGGGAUAUCAACUCCGGAUCGGGCUCAACAAGGAUCGGGCGGACAUCAAGAUGGGCGAUCGGCGACGAGAAAGCUUCGAUGGAUUCCGCCCCGAAGAUCAAGAGAAAUUGAGCAAUCUGUUCAAGCAGCAUUUUCAUGUGACUCUCGAAACCAAGGAUCUCAGUCUGCGAGGCUGGAACUGGGGGAAGAUGGAUGUCCAGGCUUCGGAUCUAGCGUUCCUUGUGGCGGGAAAGCUGGCGUUCGAAGUGCCGCUAGCACUCGUCCACAACUCGUCGAUCAGCAAGACGGAGGUAGCCGUGGAGUUUCUGGACCAGACGAGCCAGCCGAAGCUCGAUGGACUCUCGGGCAUCUCGCGGGCGAAUGCCAAGAAGAGCACGACGGACCAGCUGGUCGAGAUGCGUCUGUACGUGCCCGGGAACGCCUCGACGACGGCCAACGAGGGCAACAGCGAGGCCGACGACCCCGACAACCCCGAGCUCUCCGCCGCCCAGGCCCUCCACGACCUCAUCAUGGAAAAGGCGGAGAUCGGCAGGGUCCAGGGCGAGGGCAUCGUCACCUUCCCCGACGUGCUCUGUACCACCCCCAGGGGCCGCUACGACAUCGAUAUGCACGCAGACUUCCUCCGCUUGCGUGGAAAAACGUACGACUACAAAGUGCUCUACUCCAGCAUCCAACGCCUCUUCUUGCUUCCUAAACCGGACGACAUUCACUUCAACUUUGUCGUUCAACUCGAUCCCCCCAUUCGACAAGGACAAACGAGGUAUCCGUUCUUGGUCAUGCAAUUCGCAAAGGACGAAGAGAUCGACGCGGAGUUGAACCUAGACGACUCCACCAUCGAGCCCGCCACAACCGUGUUUAUAGCCUGCACCGUCACACGCGCCUGGCAAACCCAGGCUUCUUGCACCCAUUCGAGGCUCGUCGGCCACGCAUCCGCAGUGCCCCUACCCGACCAACUCGAGUCUCUGGGCCCCACAGCGAAGCGAAUGAUCCUCACCCAGCGCGGGGUUCUCGGAUGGCCACCGUCGCCUCCGGAGACGCAUUCCUCCAAUCCCCGGAUCGGGAUCCGGCGGAUGCCAGCGCUGAUCCCCCAGACGGCCCAUCAUCGGCCCGCGCAGCGAGGUGAAGGCCGCGAAGAAUACCUCCCCAAGGCCCCGGGCCCUCACGGUGUUCCCCCAGGAUCCCCAGCACGUCCUGCAACCACAUCGGCUCAAGAAGCCCCAGCCUCCGGGCAGAGGCUGCUUUCCUCUCCGUGUGCCUGGGCAGAAUGGGGGCUGUAUGGACGAGAGAAGCACGAAGAAGGGGAUGGCGCUGGUGAGGCCAGAGUCACGCAAGCCAGCUCAUUUGCCCUGCUUAUGAGCAGGAUCCCGCACGCCUUCGAAUCACCCAAGGCCGCUCGUCCCAGCUUCUCCCUGUGCCACCUGACCCUGCUCAGAUUUCCUUUGCCCACCUCAGUGCUGCUCGAACCGUCUCCAUCCCUGUUCUGCCUGUACCAGCAUGCCCGCCUCGAACUCGAUUUUUUUCCUUACCCGGCAAUUCAGUAUCAGUGUUCCUAG
Molecule: messenger RNA, 1815 nt
Organism: Puccinia triticina
Lineage: Eukaryota; Fungi; Basidiomycota; Pucciniomycetes; Pucciniales; Pucciniaceae
Exons: 9
Coding region: 1-1815 (604 amino acids)
Cellular component (GO): FACT complex; nucleus
Molecular function (GO): histone binding; nucleosome binding; DNA binding
Source: RefSeq, a predicted model, not a curated record